Phalacrocorax carbo (great cormorant) is the source of this 3903-nucleotide messenger RNA. The record is from RefSeq and is a predicted model, not a curated record. NCBI's taxonomy places the organism in Eukaryota, Metazoa, Chordata, Aves, Suliformes, Phalacrocoracidae.
AUGGCGGCGCGGGGUGCAGAGGCCGAGGCGCUGUUCGAGGCGCACACGGCGGCCGAGCUGCGUGCGGUGGAGCGGCGGCUGCGGGCCGGCAUCGAGCAGAAGCGGGAAGAACUACGGCAGAUGGUGGGAGAGCGGUACCGCGAUCUCAUCGAAGCGGCCGAUACCAUCGCCGAGAUGCGCCUCAGCGCCGAGCGCCUCCUGGGCGCCGUGCGGGGCCUGCAGCGGGGCGGCGCGGCCCGGCCCGCCCCCCCGGCGGCGGCUCGGCCACCGGCUCAGGAGAGCUUCUACCGGGCGGCGGCGCAGCUGAAGCUGUUGCUGGAUGUCCCCGAGAAGGUGUGGGGUGCCGUGGAGGCCGGCCGGUACCUGCCCGCCGCCCGGCUCCACCUGCUCGGGGGCCACCUCCGCCGCCAGCUGCAGCUCGACGUGCCCCGCGCCAGCCCCGUCCUCGCACGCUUCCCCAUCCUCCUGCGGCAAGUGGCUGCCGCCAGCCACCUCAGAUCCACCAUCCUGCAGGAGAGCAAGUCCCUGCUGAAGAGCCAGACCGUGUCAGACCAGGCGGUGGCAGAAGCCCUCUGUGCCAUCAUGCUCCUGGAGGACAGCUCUCCUCGCCAGGCCCUUGCCGACUUCCUUCUGGCUAGGAAGCUGGCCAUUCAGCAGCUUCUCAACCAGCCUCACCACGGUGCAGGUAUAAAAGCUCAGGUGUGCUCACUGAUGGAGCUGCUAACCACUACCCUGUACCAGGCUCAUGCUCUCUUCUACACCGUGCCUGAAGGGACACUGCCAGACCCAGCCCUGCCUUGCGGCUUGCUCUUCUCAACCCUGGAGAGCACCACAGGCCAGCACCCAGCAGGGAGAGGUGGAGUUCUAGAGAAUGAGGUGAAGCUGAGCAGCUGGUUCAGGUACCUCCCAGAGUCAGUGGUGGAGUUCCAGCCAGCCCUGCGGACCCUGGCACACCCCAUCAGCCAGGACUACCUCAGAGACACACUGCAGAAGUGGAUCACCAUGUGCAGCGAUGACAUCAGGGCCGGGGUCAGCAACCUGCUCGUCUAUGUGAAGAGCAUGAAAGGCCUCGCGGGGAUUCGCGAUGCGGUGUGGGAGCUGCUCACGAGCGAGUCCAUAAGCCAGAACUGGGAAGCGGUGUGCUGUCGCCUUCUGGACAAGCCUGUUUCCUUCUGGGAGGAUCUGCUGCAGCAGCUGUUCCUGGACAGGCUGGAGACACUGACCAAAGAAGGGUUUGACUCCAUCUCAAGCAGCUCCAAACAGCUUCUCACCUUAGCUUUACAGGAACUUGAAGUGAAAUCCAGCACCUCUGCCCUGAGCAAGCACAUCCAGUUUGAACACAACGUGGCCCUGUUCCUGUGGUCAGAGAGCUCCAGCGACCUGCCUUCUGAUGCCGCUUGGGUCAACGUGGCAAAUCGCGGCCAGUUCGCCAAGAGCGGCCUGUCCAUGAAGGCCCAGGCACUCACGCCGUGCGUGCAGAGCUUCUGCUCGGCUCUGGACUCAAAGCUGAAGGCCAGGUUGGACGAUCUCCUGUUCUACCUUCCUGCGGACUCCUCGGCUGCCAAGGAGGCCGCUCCUAUGGUGCAGCUGCGCUCUGCCUUCGACCGCUAUGCUGAUGCUGGCACGGUGGAGGGGCUGCUCCGCGACCACUGUGUCGCCUGCAUUCACCAUGUGCUGGGCUGCGUAUGUGAAGAGCUUCGGAGUGCCCAGAGCCUGCUGGGGGCACAGGUGGAUGCUCCCAGCGAUGCCAGACUCAAUGCUGUCCUCUUCAUGGCGAGACUCUGCCAGUCUCUGACCGAGCUCUGCCCUCACCUGAAGCAGUGUAUCCUGGGCCAGUCGGGCAGCACAGAGACGGCGCUGAAGGAAACGCGCUCCACCAAGAAGCUGGGGAAGGGGAAAGCCCAGGAAGUGACUCCCGAGCAGGCCAAGUGGCAAGGGGUAAAAGCAGAGCUCCUGCAGCAGAGCCUGUUUGCUUACCAGAUCUGGAGCUCAGCUGUCACCAAAGGUCUGGUUCAGUGCUUUACCCGCACGUUGCUGCUGGACACAGCUGGCUCUGUCCUGGCCACAGCUACCAACUGGGAUGAAAUUGAAAUUCAGGAGGAGACAGAGUCUGGAAACAGUGUAACAUCAAAGAUCCGGCUGCCUGUGCAGCCAUCCUGGUACGUCCAGUGCCUCCUCUUCAGCCUGUGCCAAGAGGUGAACCGGGUCAGUGGUCACACUCUUCCCAAAGUCACCUUGCAGGAGCUGCUGAGGACCUGCAUGGCAGAAGUGCUUGCUGCCUAUGAAAAGCUUGUGGAAGAGAAGCAGGAGAAGAAAGCAGGCACCUUCCCCAUGACCCAGAACAGAGCUCUGCAGUUACUCUACGAUCUGCGGUACCUGAGUAUCAUCUUGACGGCGAAGAGCGAGGAAGCAAAAACUAGCAGGAUCAAGCAUGACUCCAGGAUCGAGAAGGUGACAGACUUCCUGGAGGGACACAUAGAUCCGUUUGACUUGGAUGUUUUCACUCCACACUUGAACAGCAACCUUAAUCGCCUGGUUCAGCGAACCUCCGUUCUCUUCGGUUUGCUGACCGGGACGGAGAACCAGUACAUGAGCAGGAGCGGUGCUCUGAGCUCCCAGGAGCUGCACAACAUCUUGCCGUUAGCAUCCAGCCAGAUCAGAUUUGGACUUCUGCCGCUGAGUAUGUCAAGCUCACGAAAGAGCAAGUCUGCUACCAGGAGCACAGAAAGAGUUCAGUGCGAUGCUGACCUUUAACUCCUGACGAAGCCUGGCUUGGGUAUUUAAGCCUGUGUGAACAGAGUUGGCUUGCUUCUCUUGCAAAGGCUCUGUGCUGUCCUGUUUCUGAGUUUUAUCAGUAGAAAACCAUUAUGUUGCCACAUUUCCCCCAGAUGAAAACAUCUGCUUAAAUGGAGUUUUCUACGCUGAGGAUUGAGAGAGCCAAGGAAUACCUCACUGCUACAGGAAGCAGUAAUUAGUAAUUUGUUUCCUUUAGCUAUUAUUAACCAAAAAACGCAUCUGUGGUGGUGUCUUUUCAACUGGGAAAGAAGAGUAAAGGUCUGGUUUUAUCAGAGUGGAGAGUGUUUACUCUGCAACUCUUGUUCUCCACUAUUCAGAAGGAUUAAGGACCAGGCAUAGCAUCACGGUUGUUUAAAAGCCCAAAGCUUCACAAUAAAGGUAUUCUUUACCUCUCACACCUCAGCUGUGGCAAAGCAUUGAAGUCUGCAGUGAUGUUUGGCUCACUCCUGCCACUCCCCUCGCCUGCUGUGGUGGCACAUGUAUGUUCUGCACUAGCCACAUUUCUCAGAAUUCCUGACAGAUGCUUCCUCCUUUUAUGCUAAAACAGUUCAGGAGAGGUUGAAGUCUGUAGUUACUCAAGAACAGCUCUCUGCAAGGGCAACAGCUGUACUACCAUGCUGUUAUCCCCCUGCUUUGAGAGCAACAGGCCUCUCCCUGCCAUUCAAUGUUAAAAAAAAAAAAAUCAUUUUGGAUGACAUCUGAAAAGUUACCUGUUGCUAACAGCAGCAAGGUGCUGUGCUUCUGCCACACAGACCUGCCUCUGUCUGCCUGUCACCAACUGCCAGGAGCGAUGCUGCUUAGGUUGUAGUUCAAGCUCAAGUUGCCUAGGAAGAGCUGUUCUGCUGUAGUCUAUGCCUCCUUGCAGUUACGGUAGAUGAGGGUACGGAGUAAGUCAAAGGUAUGCUGUAAGAGUUAUUGAUGCUUUUGUUUUUAAAAACUAACAGGUUCCACCUCCUGCACUCAGAAGAGCAGAAGACGAGGCAUCGCGCCCUGGCUCUUUGUUCAGGCAGCUUGUAACAGAGGAGGAAGACACAGCUGCACCUUCUCUCUUCAAGCUGGGAUGGCUUUCUGGCAUGACCAAGUGACGCAAUAAAAAAUUUAAAAGUU